AUGUACAAGACAAAUUGGAUGUACAAGACAAAUUCAUUUGGUGCAACCGAGAUCCUGGAGGUGCUCAAGAACUGGCCGGAGAGGAGCAUCCAGGUCAUCGUCGUCACCGACGGCGAGCGCAUCCUUGGCCUCGGGGAUCUCGGUUGCCAGGGGAUGGGAAUUCCCGUUGGCAAGCUCUCCCUCUACACUGCCCUUGGAGGUGUUCGCCCCUCAGCUGAGUACCAUGAACUUCUCGAAGAGUUCAUGACGGCCGUCAAGAAAAACUACGGCGAGAAGGUGCUCACCCAGGGAACAGCCUCCGUGGUCCUGGCAGGCCUCCUGGCGGCGCUCAAGGUGGUCGGCGGGACGCUUGCAGACCACACUUACCUGUUCCUAGGUGCCAGCGAGGCCGAGACUGGCAUCACCGAGCUCAUUGCUCUCGAGAUGUCAAAACAGACUGGGUCUCCGAUCGAGGAGUGCCGCCCGAAGAUCUGGCUCAUGGACUCCAAGGGCCUGAUCAUGGCGUCGCGGAUAGACUCGCUCACGUUGGGCAAGGGCGGCACCUUCACUCAGGACGUGGUGGAAGCCAUGGGUGCCUUGAACGAGAAGCCCUUGAUCUUCGCGCUAUCGAACCCGAUGUCGCACUCAGAAUGCACGGCGGAACAGGCCUACACGUGGACGCAGGGCCGCGCGGUGUUUGCGAGCGGCAGCCUGUUCCCAACGGUGGAGCUAGACGGGAAGACGCUAGUGCCAGGCCAGUCCAACAACGCCUACAUCUUCCCUUGGUUCGGCCUCGGCGUCAUCAUCUUGGCCGCCAUCCGCGUCCGCGACGGCAUGCUGCUGGCCGCCUCUGAGGCGCUGGCGGAGCAGGUGACGGAGGAGCACUUCGCCAAGGGCCUCAUCUUCCCGCCCUUCACCAACAUCCGCGCCAUCUCGGCCCACAUAGCCACCAAGGCCUAUGAGCGCCUGCCACGCCUCGGCGACCUCGUCAAGUAUGCGGAGAGCUGCAUGUACACCCCCACCUACCGUAGCUACCGGUAA
This is a messenger RNA of Miscanthus lutarioriparius, 1020 nucleotides long. The record is from the annotation of a GenBank genome assembly. NCBI's taxonomy places the organism in Eukaryota, Viridiplantae, Streptophyta, Magnoliopsida, Poales, Poaceae.